Molecule: messenger RNA, 4707 nt
Organism: Pogona vitticeps (central bearded dragon)
Lineage: Eukaryota; Metazoa; Chordata; Lepidosauria; Squamata; Agamidae
Source: RefSeq, a predicted model, not a curated record
GAGGCACCGGAAGGGGCGUGUCCAGGGCUGAGGCUCCUCCCCCCUGCUCCCCCAUGUGGGGGAGAAGCCAGAGGCUGGUCCCUGGAGGGGGAGCCCAGGCGGAGGGGGCUGGAGCUGCGCCCUCGUUUCCAAAGCGGAGCAGGCGGGGCGCCCCCUUUUGCUCCUUCCCGUGCUUGGGGAGGGACGCCUUUAGCUGGUUUGCUAAAAUGGGCGCCACCAUCUCUUGAAGAAGGCCUGUGGCCAUGAGGCAGAGGGCGCCCCGUGAGUUUUGCAGCCGACACCACGAUCUUUGCCAUCAGAGGUUCAAGCCAGAGUAGCAGACGAAGACUCAGAUCUUGGAUCUGGUGAUUCUGGUGAAACUCUAGACCCUCCUUCCCCCAAAGAUGGAGGCUUGGAUGGGAGACGGUGGAGCACAGACCAGUUGCCUCAUGAUGGCCCUGGCAGAAGGCUUCUUCCUGGAUCAGAUGGGAGAGAAGAAGCAAGAGGAGGAGCAGCUUUUUCGGAUGGACAUGGAAAGGGACACUUGUAUUCUUGGAGCACAGAACAUGCCAUCGGAUAAAACAUGGUUGGAGAAUUCCAUCCGGGUCAUGCAGGAAGAGGAUGGAGGGGUCACCUCCCUGGGAGGAGGACCAAGGACAUCGGCCAUGUGGGCCAGCUUGGCUCCUCCCGUGGAUACCCAGGAAGCGGCUUCUGCACAGCGGUAUCAGGUGACCUUUGAGGAGGUGGCUGUGUAUUUCUCCGAGGAGGAGUGGGCGCUGCUGGAUGCGGACCAAAGGGCCCUGCACCAGGAAGUCAUGGAGCAGAAUUAUGGGAUGGUGGCCUCUCUUGGUGGGGGCCAUUGGCAGCGUGAGGAUGAAGGAGAAAGCAAUGGACUGGCGUUAGAAAGAGCCAGGCGUCCAGAGUGGGAAGAGCAGAGCCCAAGGAACCAGGCGAAGCAGAACUUCGGGGAGAAACCAUAUCAGUGCCUGGAGUGCGGGAAGAGUUUCAGCCACCGAUCGAGCUUCAACACCCAUGGAAUUAUUCACACUGGAGAGAAGCCAUACAAAUGCCUGGAGUGCGGGAAGAGAUUCCUUCGCAGAUCGAGCUUGAGCAGACACCAGAUUAUUCACACCGGGGAGAAACCGUAUAAAUGUCUGGAGUGCGCCAAUAGCUUUGUGGAGAAGAGGAGUCUCGUGGCGCAUCAAAUGAAACACACUAGAGGGAAACUGCACAAAUGCCUGGAGUGUGAAAAGACAUUCAACCACAGAUCAGCCCUUAGUAUCCACAGAGUUAUUCACACAGGGGAGAAACCAUAUAAAUGCCUCGAGUGUGGGAAAGGCUUCCUCGGGAGGAAGGGUCUCCUUACGCAUCAGAGGAAGCAUACCGGAGAGAAACCCUAUAAAUGCCUCGAGUGUGGGAAGAGCUUUGCUUGGAAAAAUAUUUUUGUUAUCCACCAGCAAAUGCACACAGGGGAGAAACCGUACGAAUGCCGGGAGUGUGGGAAAAGUUUCCAUUAUAAUGCAAGCUUCCUUGUUCAUCAGAUGAAGCACAGAGGAGAAAAACCCCACAAAUGUCUAGAGUGUGGGAAAAGUUUCUCAUACAAAUCCAGUUUCAACAGGCAUCAAAUAAUUCACUCAGGGGAGAAGCCGUACAAAUGCCGGGAGUGCGGGAAAGGCUUUAUUGAGAAGAAGGCCCUCAUUAUCCAUGAGAGGAAUCAUACCGGAGAGAAACCCUAUAAAUGUCCAGAAUGUGGGAAGAGCUUCAGCUGGAAAAGGCUGCUCAACAACCAUCGGCGAAUUCACACAGGGGAAAAACCCUACGAAUGCCAACAGUGUGGAGAAGGUUUCCGUUACCAUGGAAGCUUCAUUGUGCAUCAGAUGGGCCACACGGGCGCAGCACCCUACAAAUGCUUCGAGUGUGGGAAAUGUUUCAGGCGGAAGCCGCACCUAAGGAGGCACCAGGUUAUUCACGCCGAAGAGAAACCGUUCAAGUGCCUGGAGUGUGGAAAGGGUUUUACAGAGAAGAGGGGCCUCGCCGCCCAUCAGAGGAAUCAUACUGGAGAGAAACCCUAUAAAUGUAUGGAGUGUGGAAAAAGUUUUGGCUGGCAAAGGCUGCUCAGGACCCAUGAACGGAUUCACACAGGCGAAAAACCGUACAAGUGUUUGAUGUGCGGAGAAGGUUUCCGCUAUCACGCCAGCUUCAUUUCACACCAGAGGAGUCACACAGGAGAGAAGCCCUACAAAUGCCUGGAGUGUGGGAAGAGCUUCAAUCAGAAGUCGUACCUCAGUAAACACCAAGCAAUUCAUUCGAGGAAGCCAAAUUAUUCCCGUGCGGAGAGACCCUAUAAAUGCCUUCAUUGUGGAAAAAGUUUCUGCCACAAGUCGAGCCGUGACAGACACCAAAGGCUUCACAACGGGGAGAAGCCCCAUAAAUGCCCGGUGUGUACAAAAAGCUUUAUAGACAAAAGGAGCUUCAUUGUACACCAGUUCAUCCAUACUGCGGAGAAACCCCAGGAAUACGUAGAAAGCUGGAAGAAUGGAAGUCAGAGAUCAGAUCAGAGCAGAAAACAAAGUGUUUACGCAGGGAAGAGACCCUAUGAAUGCCUGGACUGUGGAAAGUGUUUCUCUGACUUGUCGAGAUUCAAAAGGCACCAAAUUAUUCACACAGGGGAAAGGCCAUUUAAAUGCCCUGAAUGUGGGAAAAGCUUCAAUCUGAGUUCAAAUCUCAAUAGGCACCAAAUAACUCAUGCCAAGGAGAAGCCCUAUAAAUGCCUGGAGUGUGGGAAGGGUUUUAGCCGUGCCUUCAGCCUCCUUACGCAUCAAGUGAACCACACGGGAGAGAAACCCUAUAAAUGCUUGGAGUGCGGGAAGAGCAUGUCCCACAGGUCAAGUUUCAACAGGCACCAAAUGAUUCACGCCCCGGAGAAGCCAUUUAAAUGCCCGGAGUGCGGGAAAAGUUUUAUUGAGAAGAGAAGUUUCCUUGCACAUCAGACGAUUCAUACAAGGCAGAAACCGUACGAAUUUCUGGACUGUGCGAACAGAUUGGCGGAGAUCAAAGCUCAGUAAAGCCCCAAACGGCCCACACAGAAAAGAGAAGCCGCUCAAAUUACAAUCUAAUAGAUACAGAUUUUUUUUGUGUCCACCCCAGAAUAAUUUUAAGAAGUCGUGUUUCCCAUACAGCACAGCUGAUGGUUGACUCCUUCAUAUGGUGUGUGAUCGCUCUCUCUCUUGCGGGUUGUGGUUUUGUGGUUGUUGUUUUUCUUGAAGGCUUACUGAAGUCAUUGGGGAAAGGGAAGAAAGAGAGAGUUAGCUUGUGUCUGUCUCUCUGUUUCCUCCCUAGCAUGACGACUGCCUUGCUUAGGUCCAAUUUUCAUUCAUUUGUGGGAACAUAAAGCAAAAUUUUGCUGGAUCAGACCAAAAUCUGUGUCUUGUCCCACAGGGGCCUUCGGAUUGCCUGUGUCAAACUCAGUGAAAGGACAUACAUGCAACCCUCUUUUCUAUGGUAGGUUUUGCAGGUCCGUGAAUAAAGAGGAGACUGACCAAGACUCGGAGUUCCUGUCACCCGAAACUUUGGCUCAAGAUCACCAUGAUGGAUUUUUUUUUUUGCUUUACAAAAUACAAUGAGAGACUAUUAGAUAUAAGAAAUGAUAUGAGAACUGGAGAUGCAUCCUUGAGGGAAAGGAGGAGAGUCUCAAAGAGUGCUGAAUGUCCUCAGAAUAUAUGUCUUGUUACUGGAGAUAGUACAGCACACAAAUUAUUUUGCAUCGGAAAAUCAGCUUCCUACCUUUUUAAAAUGAGCUUACUAUCUUCUCUGCCUCUGGCUGUUCAGUAACACAUAGGACGAAACAUAUAAGAAAAUAAGAUUUUAAAACCCUUAUGUGUGUUAAAAUACUGUACCUGCGACAUGGCACUUGGUCGCUUCUUUAUUGUAUGAUGGUCCUUUUUGUCAACCAGCGAUGUUGUGUUCUUGAUGUACACAAACUCUGGAACGGGUGUUUCUUUCGAAGGUCCGCCAGUAUGAUGUAUUUCUGAUGAGCCGUUGUACUUUUUAUUUCUGAGACUGAACAUUUCGCGUGGUCACUGCUUUGAUGAAAGGUUGGAUGAUAGAUGGUAUCGAGCAACAGCUUUUGCUACCAAGAUUCGCGUCUCUUGUGUUUUUGAUACGAAACCCUAGACACUUUGCCAUUAAAAGGAAAUAUCCAAGAAUUUGCAAGAUUUGGGUGCAAUAAUUAAUGCAGACCCAGUUUAACUUGGAAUGAGGUGACACAUAUAGGAUACCUUUUCAGGCAUAGAGGUUUUCUGUUUCUUUGCCAAAAAAUAUAAGUUAGUGUCCGGGGCCUCUCUUUUUUGCAUCUUUUGAAUGCCUUCUUUCAAAAUGGAAAGCCAGACAAAGUUCAUUUUCUGGAUACUCCUAACUAAAUCUUUUUCUCUCUUUCUUUAUGAAUUUUUUUUUUUAACGUGGAGCCUUGAGGCAUAAGAAGCCUGCCUUGUUUUGAAUCAGGAUGUGGUAUAUCUGUGUGUUAACCUCUAGUCUGAAUUCCUCUGCAUUUUUUUAAAAGCUGUUGCUUCAACUGUUACUUUUUACUAAUUUAAAUCACCAGAAGAAAGGAAUGGGAAACAACUUCUGAGUACCCUCUACCUAGAAAAUCCUGGAAACGGUGAUGGCGUAAGUCAAAAGUGACUUGGUGACACAUAAUAAUUACAAGACAGUCCUGUGCUACGUUUGCUU